UCUUUCUUUCUGUCUGUCUGAUGUGAUUGGUCAGUUUUGUGUCAGUGUGCACUAUGUGGAGGUAUAAAACCCCUGCUGGGGGUGGAGACAAGAGUAUCCUGCCGUCUAUCACUGAAAGCUGUGUUGGCUCCCUGGCGGUGCUGUUAUCAUUUACAACAACAUCUCUGACUUUGGAUCCGUGACAUUCCACCAUGUGUAAAGGACUUGCAACUCUUCCUGCGACAUGCCUGAAAAGUGCCAAAGUCAUCAAACAUAAAAUCAGCUUCUUACUCCAGAAGCCUGAUCCCCAAGCAGCUGAUCACAAGCAAAGCAACGAGGAGAGCGCUGCUGCUGAGAGCACGCCUACAGCGUCUGAGGUGAAGAAAUGGGAGGAGUCUUUCAGCCACUUGAUGAACAGUCAAAAGGGUCGUACGGUCUUCGGCAACUUCCUGAGGUCAGAGUUUAGUGAGGAGAACAUGGAUUUCUGGAUCGCCUGCGAAGACUACAAGAAGUGUUCCCCUUUGGAGCUGGAGACCAGAGCCAAGCAGAUCUACCAGCAACAUGUUGAGGCAAAUGCUCCUAAUGAGGUAAACAUAGAUGCAGCAACUAGAGAAGAAACGAGACAGAAUGUGGAGAAGGCCAGCCUGUCUUCUUUCAACAAGGCUCAGCAGAUGAUCUACAACUUGAUGGAGAAAGACUCCUACAGGCGCUUCAUCAACUCAAAACUGAUCCAGGAUCUGGGUCAGACGCAGACCACCACUGUUCAGGAGAAGAACAACAAGAAAAAGUGGGACUGUGCCAAGAACAUGCAGGAGUUAAGUGCUGGCGCCUAAACAGCAAGCACACAUGGAAGACUUAAAGAAGGUGCCAAA
Messenger RNA from Etheostoma spectabile (orangethroat darter), 851 nucleotides. It is a transcript of the gene rgs4, whose product is annotated as regulator of G protein signaling 4. Lineage: Eukaryota; Metazoa; Chordata; Actinopteri; Perciformes; Percidae. Bases 192 to 812 code for a protein of 206 amino acids. The transcript is spliced from 5 exons. The record is from RefSeq and is a predicted model, not a curated record.